Fukomys damarensis (Damara mole-rat) is the source of this 8946-nucleotide messenger RNA. RefSeq names its product fatty acid synthase (gene Fasn). The transcript has 42 exons. Bases 1 to 7536 code for a protein of 2511 amino acids. The record is from RefSeq and is a predicted model, not a curated record. Gene Ontology annotation, biological process: fatty acid biosynthetic process. NCBI's taxonomy places the organism in Eukaryota, Metazoa, Chordata, Mammalia, Rodentia, Bathyergidae. Gene Ontology annotation, molecular function: 3-oxoacyl-[acyl-carrier-protein] synthase activity; fatty acid synthase activity; oxidoreductase activity. Gene Ontology annotation, cellular component: cytoplasm.
AUGGAGGAGGUAGUGAUUGCUGGUAUGUCCGGGAAGCUGCCCGAGUCAGACAACUUGGAUGAGUUCUGGGCCAACCUCAUUGGAGGUGUGGACAUGGUCACAGAUGACGACCGGCGAUGGAAGGCAGGGCUCUAUGGCCUGCCUCGGCGGAGCGGCAAGCUGAAGGACCUAUCCAAGUUCGACGCUUCCUUCUUCGGUGUCCACCCCAAGCAGGCGCACACAAUGGACCCCCAGAUGCGGCUGCUAUUAGAAGUCACCUAUGAGGCCAUUGUGGAUGCAGGUAUCAACCCAGCCUCGCUCCGAGGGACGAACACCGGUGUCUGGGUGGGUGUGAGUGGCUCAGAGGCUGCAGAGGCCCUGAGCCGAGACCCCGAGACGCUUCUGGGCUACAGCAUGGUGGGCUGCCAGCGAGCAAUGAUGGCCAAUCGCAUCUCCUUCAGCUUUGACUUCAAAGGGCCCAGCAUCGCCCUGGACACAGCCUGCUCCUCUAGCCUGAUGGCCCUGCAGAACGCCUACGAGGCCAUCCGCAGUGGGCACUGCCCAGCUGCCAUUGUGGGUGGCAUCAACGUGUUGCUCAAGCCCAACACCUCCGUGCAGUUCAUGAAAAUGGGCAUGCUCAGCCCCGAAGGCAUGUGCAGGUCCUUUGACGAAACAGGGAGCGGAUACUGCCGUUCAGAGGCCGUCGUGGCUGUCUUGCUGACCAAGAAGUCCCUGGCCCGGCGGGUGUACGCCACUAUCCUGAAUGCUGGCACCAACACAGAUGGCUCCAAGGAACAAGGUGUGACCUUCCCCUCUGGAGAGGCCCAGGAGCAGCUCAUCCGCUCCCUGUACCUGCCGGCAGGGCUGGCCCCAGAGUCACUGGAGUACAUUGAAGCCCACGGCACAGGCACCAAGGUAGGCGACCCCCAGGAGCUGAAUAGCAUCACCCGGGCCCUGUGUACCUCCCGCCAGGACCCGCUGCUGAUUGGGUCCACCAAGUCCAACAUGGGCCACCCCGAGCCUGCCUCAGGGCUUGCAGGUCUGGCCAAGGUGCUGCUGUCCCUGGAGCAUGGGCUCUGGGCCCCCAACCUGCACUUCCAUACCCCCAACUCUGAGAUCCCAGCCUUGAGUGACGGGCGGCUGCAGGUGGUGGACCGGCCCCUGCCUGUUCGUGGUGGCAAUGUGAGCAUCAACUCCUUUGGCUUUGGAGGCUCCAACGUGCACGUCAUCCUCCAGCCCAACACGAAGCAGCCCCCUGCACCUGCCCCCCACUCUGCCCUACCCCGCCUGCUUAGGGUCAGUGGACGUACCCUCGAGGCUGCACAGAGCCUGCUGGACCAGGGCUCCCAGCACAGCCAGGACCUGGCCCUUGUGACCAUGCUCAAUGACAUCGCGGCCACAUCCCCGUCAUCCAUGCCCUUCAGGGGCUAUGCUGUGCUGGGGGUGGAGGGCGGUGGCCAGGAAGUACAGCAGGUGCCUUCUGGCAAGCGCCCACUCUGGUUUAUUUGCUCAGGGAUGGGCACACAGUGGUGCGGGAUGGGAGUGAGCCUCAUGCAUCUGGGUGGCUUCCGCGACUCCAUCCUGCGCUCCGAUGAGGCCCUGAAGCCAGUUGGAUUGAAGGUGUCGGACCUGCUGCUGAGCACAAAGAAAGACACCUUUGAUGACGUUGUCCAUGCCCUCGUGAGCCUCACUGCCAUCCAGAUUGCUCUCUUAGACUUGCUGACUUCCAUGGGCCUGAGACCCGACGGGAUCAUUGGGCACUCCCUGGGGGAGGUGGCCUGUGCCUACGCCGAUGGCUGUGUCUCCCAGGAGGAGGCUGUGCUUGCAGCUUACUGGAGAGGCCAGUGUGUCAAGGAGGCCAGCCUCCCGUCAGGCACCAUGGCUGCUGUGGGCUUGUCCUGGGAGGAGUGUAAACAGCGCUGCCCCUUGGGCAUCGUGCCUGCCUGCCACAAUUCUGAGGACACAGUGACCAUCUCGGGACCUCAGGCCGCAGUGAGCAAGUUCGUGGAGCAGCUGAAGCAGGAGGGAGUGUUUGCCAAGGAGGUGCAGACAGGCGGCAUAGCCUUCCACUCCUACUUCAUGGAGGCUAUCGCGCCUGCACUGCUGCAGGCUCUCAAGAAGGUGAUCAGGGUGCCGCGGCCACGCUCGGCCCGCUGGCUCAGUACUUCCAUCCCCGAGGCCCAGUGGCAGGGCAGCCUGGCGCGCACUUUCUCCGCUGAGUACAACGUCAACAACCUGGUGAGCCCAGUGCUGUUCCAGGAGGCUCUGCGGCACAUCCCUGAGCACGCCGUGGUCGUGGAGAUCGCACCCCACGCCCUCCUGCAGGCCGUCCUGAAGCGGGGCCUGAAGCCCAGCUGCACCAUCGUGCCCCUGAUGAAGCGGGACCACAAGAACAACCUGGAAUUCUUCCUCACCAACGUUGGCAAGCUCCACCUCGCAGGUGUCGAUGCCAACCCCAAUGCCUUAUUCCCACCUGUGGAGUUCCCAGCUCCCCGAGGAACCCCCCUCAUCUCCCCCCACAUCAAGUGGGACCACAGCCAGACCUGGGAUGUGCCGGCCACAGAGGAUUUCCCAAAUGGCUCAGGCUCCUCCUCUGCCACUGUCUACAACAUUGAUGCCAGUCCUGAGUCCCCUGACCACUACUUGGUGGACCACUGCAUCGAUGGCCGUGUGCUCUUCCCUGCCACUGGCUACCUGGUUCUUGUCUGGAGGACGCUGGCUCGUAGCCUGGGCCUGCCCUUAGAGCAGACCCCCGUGGUGUUCGAGGGUGUGACGCUGCACCAGGCCACCAUCCUGCCCAAGACAGGGACUGUGGCCCUGGAGGUGCGGCUGCUGGAGGCUGCCCACGCUUUCGAAGUGUCUCAUAAUGGCAACCUGAUUGUGAGCGGAAAGGUGUACCAGUGGGAGGACCCCGACCCCAAGCUCUUCGACCACCCAGAAGGCCCGGGUCCCAUGGAGCCUGUGCCCACUUCCUGUCUGGCCCCGGCGGACGUAUAUAAGGAGCUGCGGCUGCGUGGCUAUGACUAUGGCCCCAACUUCCAGGGCAUCUUCGAGGCCAGCCUCAGAGGUGAGCGGGGCAAGCUGCUCUGGAGAGACAACUGGGUGACGUUCAUAGACACCAUGCUGCAGACGGCCAUCCUGGGUACAAGCCAGCGUAGCCUGAGCCUGCCCACCCGUGUCACCGACGUGCGCAUCGACCCCACCGUCCACCUGCAGAAGGUGCACACGCUACAGGACCAGACCCAAGUGGUUGACUUCGUGGUCAGCUCCGCUCUGAGCAGAAUAGUGGCUGGCGGCGUCUACAUCUUGCAGCUCCAUACAACAUCAGCCCCGCGACGGCAGCAGGAGCACAUGGUGCCCACCCUGGAGAAGUUCUGCUUCUCACCCCAUGUGGAGGUGGGCUGCCUGUCUGAGAGCACGGCCCUGCGGGAGGAGCUGCAGCUGUGCAAGGGCCUGGCACAGGCACUGCAGGCCAAGGCGGCCCAGCAGGGGCUGAAAAUGGUGGUGCCUGAGCUGGAUGGGGCCCAGAUGCCCCAGGAACCCCCGCAGCAGGGGCUGCCCCGUCUUCUGGCCGCUGCCUGUCAGCUGCAGCUGAAUGGAAACUUGCAGCAGGCACUGGCCCAGGAGAGAGCCCUGCUGCCUGAAGACCCCCUGCUCAGCGGCCUCCUGAACUCCUCAGUGCUUAAGGCCUGCUUGGACACAGCCCUGGAGAACCUGCCCAGCCUGAAGAUGAAGGUGGUGGAGGUGCUUGCUGGCGAUGGUCACCUAUAUUCCCACAUCCCGGACCUGCUAAACACCCACCCCAUGCUACAGCUGGACUACACAGCCACUGACCGCCACCCCCAGGCCCUGGAGGUUGCCCAGGACAAGCUGACGCAGCUUGGUGUUGCCCAGGGCCAGUGGGACCCUGUAGACCCUGUCCCCAGCAGCCUGGGCGCAGCAGACCUCCUGGUGUGCAAUGGUGCCGUGGCCACCCUGGGGGACCUGAACCUGGCCCUGGCCAACAUGGCAGCUGCCCUCAAGGAGGGUGGCUUUCUGCUCCUGCACACCAUGCUCCGAGGGCACACCCUUGGGGAGACGCUGGCCUUCCUUACCUGGGAGCCACAGAGUGGACCCGCCCUCCUGAGACAGGAUGAGUGGGAGAGUCUGUUCUCGAGGGCAGCUCUGCGUCUAGUGGGCCUAAAGAUCUCGUUCUACGGUUCUGCAAUCUUCUUGUGCCGCCGGCCCGCCCCACAGGACAGCCCCAUCUUCCUGCCUGUGGAAGACACCAGCUUCCGAUGGGUGGACUCUCUCAAGGACAUUCUGGCUGAGGUGUCCCCCCGUCCCGUGUGGCUGACGGCUCUGGGCUGCCCCACCUCAGGUGUGGUGGGCCUGGUGAACUGUCUCCGGAAAGAACCCGGCGGGCACCGGAUCCGGUGCAUCCUGCUGUCCAGCCUCAGCAGCGCGUCACAUGUCCCCAAGAUGGACCCUGGCUCUGCAGAGCUGCGGAAGGUGCUGGAGGAUGACCUGGUGAUGAACGUGUACCGUGAUGGCGCCUGGGGUGCCUUCCGUCAUUUUCUCCUUGAGCAGGACAAGCCCGAGGAGCAGACAUCACACGCCUUUGUGAAUGUCCUCACUCGUGGGGACCUCUCCUCCAUCCGCUGGGUCUGCUCCCCGCUGAAGUUCGCUCGGCCCAGCAGCCCUGAAACGCUUCUCUGUACCAUUUACUACGCCUCACUCAACUUCCGGGACAUCAUGUUGGCCACGGGCAAGCUGUCCGCUGAUGCCAUCCCAGGGAAGUCGCUCAACCGGGACUGCUUACUGGGCAUGGAGUUCGCAGGCCGUGACGCCCAGGGCCGGCGAGUGAUGGGGCUGGUGCCCUCUGAAGGCCUGGCCACCUCCGUGCUGGUGCCAUCAGCCUUCCUGUGGGAUGUGCCCUCCAACUGGACGAUGGAGGAGGCAGCUUCCGUGCCCGUUGUUUACAGCACAGCCUACUACGCGCUUGUGGUGCGGGGGCGCAUCAGGCCUGGGGAGUCGGUGCUCAUCCACUCAGGCUCAGGCGGGGUGGGCCAGGCCGCCAUUGCCAUCGCCCUCAGCCUGGGCUGCCGAGUCUUCAGCACCGUUGGCUCAGCCGAGAAGCGGGCCUACCUCCGGUCCAGGUUCCCCCAGCUGGACGAGACCAGCUUCGCCAACUCAAGGGACACAUCUUUCGAGCAGCACGUGAUGCUGCACACGGGCGGGAGAGGCGUUGACUUGGUCCUCAACUCCCUGGCCGAAGAGAAGCUGCAGGCCAGCGUGAGGUGCCUGGCCCAGCACGGCCGCUUCCUGGAGAUCGGCAAAUUUGACCUUUCCAACAACCACCCGCUUGGCAUGGCCAUCUUCCUGAAGAACGUCACCUUCCACGGGAUCCUGCUGGAUGCCCUCAUGGAGGAAGACAGCCUCCAGUGGCAAGAGGUGUCAGGCCUCCUGCAAUCUGGCAUCCGCGACGGUGUGGUGCAGCCCCUCAAGUGCACCGUGUUCCCCAAGGCCAAGGUGGAGGACGCCUUCCGCUACAUGGCCCAGGGGAAGCACAUUGGCAAAGUCCUUGUCCAGGUACACGAGGAAGAACGAGAGUCCUGGCUGCAAGGAGCACAGCCAGCCCUCAUGGCUGCCAUCUCCAAAACUUUCUGUCCGCCCCACAAGACCUACGUCAUCGUGGGUGGCCUGGGUGGCUUCGGCCUCGAGCUGGCCCAGUGGCUGUUGGUGCGGGGAGCCCAGAAGCUUGUGUUGACCUCUCGUUCUGGGAUCCGCACAGGCUACCAGGCCAAGCAGGUCAGUGAGUGGAGGAGCCGUGGAGUGCAGGUGCUGGUGUCGACCCGAGACGCCAGCUCACUGGAGGGAGCUCGCGCCCUCAUUGCCGAAGCCACGCAGCUGGGGCCAGUCGGAGGGGUCUUUAACCUCGCCGUGGUCCUGAGAGAUGCCAUGCUGGAGGACCAGACCCCGGAGCAGUUCCAGGAUGUCAACAGGCCCAAGUACAGUGGCACCCUCAACCUGGACAGGGUGACCCGAGAAGCCUGCCCCCAGCUGGACUACUUCGUGGCCUUCUCUUCCGUGAGCUGUGGGCGUGGCAACAUGGGCCAGAGCAACUACGGCUUCGCCAACUCCACCAUGGAGCGCAUCUGUGAGCAGCGCCGGCACGACGGCCUCCCAGGCCUCGCCAUACAGUGGGGUGCCAUUGGCGACGUGGGCAUCUUGCUGGACGUGCUGGGUGGCACGGACCUCGUCGUGGGCGGCACGCUGCCCCAGCGCAUUGUCUCUUGCCUGGAGGUGCUGGACCUCUUCCUGCAGCAGCCCCACGCUGUCCUGAGCAGCUUCGUGCUGGCCGAGAAGAAGGCUGCGGCCCACAGGGACAGCAAAGACCAGCAGGACGUGGUGCAGGCUGUGGCCCACAUCCUGGGCAUCCGAGAUUUGGCUGGCAUCAACCUGGACACCUCACUGGCGGACCUGGGCCUGGACUCGCUCAUGGGUGUGGAGGUGCGCCAGACCCUGGAGCGGGAGUACGACCUGGUGCUGUCCAUGCGUGAGGUGCGGCAGCUCACGCUGAAGAAGCUGCAGGAGCUGUCUUCCAAGGCCAGCCCAGCCGGAGAGCUGGGAUCCCCCAAGGCCAAGGAUGACACCCAGGUGCAGCCACAGGCCCAGCUGAACCUGAGCACACUGCUGGUAAACCCCGAGGGCCCCACCCUGACUCAGCUCAACUCGGUCCAGAGCACGGAACGGCCACUGUUUCUGGUGCACCCCAUCGAGGGUUCUACCACCGUGUUCCACAGCCUAGCCGCCAAGCUCAGCAUGCCCACCUAUGGCCUGCAGUGCACCAAAGCUGCCCCACUGGACAGCAUCCAGAGCCUGGCUUCCUACUACAUCGACUGCAUCAAGCAGGUGCAGCCCGAGGGGCCCUACCGUGUGGCCGGCUACUCCUACGGGGCCUGCGUGGCCUUCGAGAUGUGCUCCCAGCUGCAGGCCCAGCAGGGCCCGGCCCCCGCCCACAACAGCCUCUUCCUGUUUGAUGGCUCGCACACCUACGUGCUGGCCUACACCCAGAGCUAUCGGGCGAAGAUGACCCCGGGCUGUGAGGCGGAGGCUGAGGCAGCGGCCAUAUGCUUCUUCGUGCAGCAGUUCACCCAGCAGUUCACAGAAGCCGAGCACAACAGGGUGAUGGAGGUGCUCUUGCCACUGAACAACCUGGAGGAGCGCGUGGCUGCCGGCGUGGACCUCAUCUCCAACAGCCAUCAGGGCCUGGACCGGCGGGCGCUGAGCUUCGCCGCCCUGUCCUUCUAUCACAAGCUGCGCGCCAUCGAGCAGUACACACCCAAGGCCAAGUACCACGGCAACGUGACGCUGCUGCGGGCCAAGACCGGAGGCGCCUACGUCGAGGACCUGGGCGCCGACUACAACCUCUCACAGGUGUGCGACGGGCAGGUGUCUGUGCAUGUCAUCGAGGGCGACCACCGCACACUGCUGGAGGGCAGUGGCCUGGAGUCCAUCAUCAACAUUAUCCACAGCUGUCUGGCUGAGCCACGAGUGAGCGUGCGAGAAGGCUAGGCCUGCCGUGCCAGCCCAUCACCAGGGACUGGCAGCACCCCACACCCACACCCACACCCAGCGCGCUGAGGCUGGGGGUCCUGCCGGUGGGACCUGCCCAGGCCCAGCACCACUGCCUUCACUGGCGGCUGCUGAAGCAGGACUGUGACACGCGUCCCACCCACCUGCCCUCCCUGGCAUGCCAGGGGACUGAGCCACUGACUUGGAGACGCUUGGUCUGUGAAGAGCCAGUGGAACCGGCAGAGCCGGGCUGAGCCUUUUGUACCCUGUGAAGUUGGCCAGGCUGGCUGGUGAUUGCUGAUCUGUUUAGAGCCCCAUAUUUAUUACGUUCCUGGGAAAGACCCCAGGACCAGGCCCCAUCCUGUGAAGGUAGCAGGUCCCUAGGGGUACCACACCCUCUUCGUACUGUGCACAGGCACCGCGCAGGCCUGCCAGAGCCCCACCCAGGCCGCGCUCCUGCCCACUGCGGGGUGGGCUGGUGUCCGGCCCCCAGCACCCUCUGCACCCAUGAUGCAGGGCCAAUGUGGCCCUGCGGACCGCACGGGCAGCAACCUGCAUUCGUGUUUGUUUUGCAAGAAACAAUUCAAAUUGCCGCUUAGAUUUUGAAAUUGACUGUAACUGUCAGUGUAAAGAACAUGUCUGGAUCUUGUCUCAUUUUUACACCAACUUGAUAAAAAUGCUGCUCUUAAUGCCCCGUUCCAAGCCUCCCCACUAUUAAAGCGCACAUGAGCUCCGGCUCUGGCCAGUUCCUUCUUCCUCCGGGCUUUAGCCCUGUCCUGCCAGAGCUUUCUACCAUGGCACCAUGGGGAGUAGAGGGGCUUGGCCCAGGGAGGGGAAGCCAGCUGGGACCCUAGGUGGGGUGGCGUGGGGACCCCACAGGCGGGUGCCAAGGACCCAGCCAGUCGCCUAUGGGCUGGGAGGCAGGAAGUCCCUGGCCGUGGCCAGUGGGGCAGAACUGUCUCCCUGGGGGUUCUGAGGGCUCAGCUGAUGGGAUGGGCGCGGGAGGGUACACUUGCUGAAGGAAGCCCUCAGAAAAGUCACGCAACACAGGACUAUAGGGAGAAAGUGGGGCAGGGCCCUGAGGACCUGAAUCCCUGACAUCAAGGGUCAGAGGCAUCUGGAGACCUGAAGGCAGAGAGGGCUGCUGCCUGCACAUGUGAACAAGGGGGCCCCAAGGCUGGGUACUAGCUGGGAGGAUUCACAGGAAAGUACAGGGGCUUCUGUGCACCUGGGGAUUGUGCCUGGCAGACAGGAAGCCUUGGUAAUUACCAGGCACUGAGUUUCCCAAAGAUCUGUUUCGCUGUAGCCCAAAACUAGCUAACUAGUUACUACUUAGCUCUGGUCCCACCUAAAAAAAUAAAUCUUGUGCCGGGGAUUUAACUCAGUGGUUCUGCCUGCCUCGCAAGCACA